Molecule: messenger RNA, 234 nt
Organism: Adineta steineri
Lineage: Eukaryota; Metazoa; Rotifera; Eurotatoria; Adinetida; Adinetidae
Source: the annotation of a GenBank genome assembly
AUGGAUCCUACUAUACCGAUACCAUUGAUUAUCUUUGGCAUUAUAUUUGGUAUUAUUUUUGUUUUUGCAAUUUUUUGUUGUCGUUGUCAUCAUAUAACUCCAGUUGAAGACACAUUGAGAGCCCAUGGCAUAGAUCCUGAUCUUGCUCGAGCUGGAGUUCCCGUUGUCAUUGUCUAUCCACAUCAACAAAAGAUGAAUCCGCCAUAUACGGCUGCUCCUCCACCUUAUUACUGA